Sphaeroforma arctica JP610 is the source of this 718-nucleotide messenger RNA. RefSeq lists its product as hypothetical. Bases 1 to 555 code for a protein of 184 amino acids. NCBI's taxonomy places the organism in Eukaryota, Ichthyosporea, Ichthyophonida. The transcript has 4 exons. The record is from RefSeq and is a predicted model, not a curated record.
AUGGCCUUAAGUGCUGGUAGUGCCGUGGUAGACUCGGCAGCGGGUGUGGAGCUAGCCAGGUUUCUGGGUAACAUCGGCACGGCCAUAGCUGCUACUACAGGCCUCAGCUUGAGCUCAGUGACCGGCGAAGGUGCCGUGGGGGCCCAGCAAACAGGGGAAAGCGGGAGUGAAAAUGCGGACAGAUGGUUUGAGGAGAAGGCCUCUAUGAAUGCGAAUAUCUUGACCUGUCUGACGAACGUGCACAGUGCACUGAGCAGUCUGCUUAAGUGCGAUCUGGAACAAGGGAGGGCGUACGUGCUGCUUGCCAGGAGCUUCCAGAAUAGCGCUUUACAAGAAGUCGAUGUGAGGCUGACGAAGAAGAUUAACCUCAUCUCUCAGAUCCAUGAAGGACUACGGGCUAAUUACCAGGAGAGGCACGUCAGUACACUAAGCGUCACUGCACUGUGUACACAUGCCGUCAUUGCCAAAAGGUCUCUCAAUGUCACAGCAUUUGAGAUACCUACCAGAUAUUACGGCGUAGUCAUGAUGCCCAUGAAGACCCAAGAUUAUCUGUAAUAAAAUAUUUUAGUUAGUAUUAGUAGAAACUCUAAAAACUUUAAAACAGAUUGUUGUAGUCCAUGAAUGGCACGACAGAAGUGUGUUCAGAAGGGUGUACCUGGACUCUAGGUAACGCCGAUUACUUAGAACAUCAUAGUAAUAAAAACGGGAGAAAUACGGA